Messenger RNA from Prunus persica (peach), 1725 nucleotides. RefSeq lists its product as uncharacterized. The record is from RefSeq and is a predicted model, not a curated record. Bases 1 to 1725 code for a protein of 574 amino acids. Lineage: Eukaryota; Viridiplantae; Streptophyta; Magnoliopsida; Rosales; Rosaceae. The transcript has 4 exons.
AUGGCGGACGAAGCAGAAGGAGCAGUGAGGGAAUUUGGCCCCUCAGUGGCAACUCCCUCAGCGAUCCGACGUCCUACUAUUGCAGCCAACAAUUUUGAUAUCAAACCAGCCAUGAUCACCAUGCUGCAGAAUUCAUCCGUAUUUUGUGGUUUGCCGAAUGAAGAUCCCAAUAUACAUCUUGCGAUAUUUUUGGAGAUUUGUGACACGUCCAAAUUCAACGGGGUACCUGACGAUGCGAUUCGUUUAAGGCUAUUCCCCUUCUCCUUGAAAGAUAAAGUCAAACUUUGGUUACUGUCACAGCGACAAGACUCCAUCCGUACUUGGGAUGAUUUAUCUAAGAAAUUCCUGGCUAAAUUUUUCCCACCAGCCAAAACUGCAAAAUUCCGACGAGAUAUUAUGUCAUUCGCUCAAUAUGAAAAGGAGCCUCUAUAUGAAGCCUGGGAACGAUUCAAAGAUUUAUUGCGCAAGUGUCCUCACCAUGAGCUACCAACCUGGAUUCAAGUUCAAACUUUCUACAAUGGGUUGAGUCAAACAAGCAGGACAUUAGUUGAUGCAGCUGCUGGAGAGGCUUUAAUGGCAAAAACGGCUACCGAAGCAUUUGAAUUAUUGGAGACCAUGCCAUCCAACAACUACCAAUGGCCGAGCCCUCAUCCAAGUUCAGAGUGCACCACAAGGAACCCAUUCGCGUCCGUUGAGCAAGUAAAUCAAGUUGUAGAAUUUAAUCGACAAAGGAAUGAUCCUUAUUCCAACAUGUACAACCCCGGUUGGCAAAACCAUCCAAAUUUUUCAUGGAGCAAUACUCAGAAUGUGCAGAGAUCACCACCUGGCUUUCUGGUUCAAGAAAAGAAAAUAAAUUUGGAAGAUGCGCUUACCCAGUUGACUAUGUCUACCACCCAAUUUAUGACGGAAACAAAAAUCCAGUUUCAGAAUCAAAGCGUUUCUAUUCGAAAUUUGGAGAUGCAAGUAGGCCAACUAGCUAAUGUAUUGAGUGGAAGAAAUCAAGGAGUAUUGCCAAGCCAACCCGUAAUUAAUCUGAAAAAUCAAGAACAAGUAAUGGCAAUCACAAUUCGGGAAAAGAAGCAACCAUAUGUCCCACCGAUCCCUUUUCCGCUGAGGCUGAAGAAAAAUAAAAUUGAUAAGCAAUCUUCUAAUUUCUUGGAGACGUUCAAAAAGGUGCAAAUCAACAUUCCAUUCGCUUCAGCUUUGGAACAAAUGCCAAGUUCUGAAAAAUUCAUGAAAGACAUCCUCUCGAAGAAAAGGAAAUUUGGUGAUCAUGAGAAAAUCCAACUGACUGAGGAAUGUUCUAGCAUUAAUUUACUACCUUUAUAUGUUGCUAAAAAGAUUGGUAUUAGUGAAAUUAAACCAACUACUGUCUCUUUGCAAAUGGCGGACAAAUCAAUCACUUAUCUUGAUGGAAUUAUUGAAGAUGUUCUAGUAAAAGUUGAUACACUCAUAUUUCCGACUGAUUUUCUGGUUUUGGAUAUGGAAGAAGAUCCUGAAACACAAUUAAUUUUGAGCCGUCCAUUCCUGAUUACUGGACGAACUCUGAUUGACGUGGAAGAAGGGCUACUAACUGUCAGAGUUGUGAAUGAAAAAGCGACAUUCAAAGUUUUUGAACCGAUAACAUUUCACGGAAAAGCAAAGGAAAAUGAGACUCUGAGCCAUCCAUCUCCAAAGUUGACAAACCAAGGGUUCCCGGAUCUACCUUGUACUUGUAUGAACUAA